AUGUCUGAGGAAGGUGAAGCACAGAAGAUAAAAUUCAUAUUUUCAAAUGGAGACGUGUAUGAUGGAGAAUGCCGAAAAUCACCUGAGGAUAUCAUAAUGAGAAGCGGUCAAGGAACUCAAACAUCUGCAAGCGGGAUCAUUUACACCGGGCAGUGGAGCAAUGACCAGAUGAAUGGAACCGGCAGGCUGCAGCACCCUUCUGGGGCCACAUAUGAAGGUGAAUUCAGAGAUAACAUGUUCCAUGGAAGAGGGACUUACACAUUUCAGAAUGGAACAAAGUACAUUGGGGACUUUGUGGAGAACAAGUUAGAAGGUGAAGGGGUCUUCACAGACACCAAAGGUAUAGAGUGGAUGGGCAAGUUUCAUUUCAAAACAGCAACUGGACUGAAGCUGAAAUUGGAAAUGUAG
Polypterus senegalus (gray bichir) is the source of this 408-nucleotide messenger RNA. RefSeq names its product MORN repeat-containing protein 2-like. The coding region runs from base 1 to 408 and encodes 135 amino acids. NCBI's taxonomy places the organism in Eukaryota, Metazoa, Chordata, Cladistia, Polypteriformes, Polypteridae. The transcript has a single exon. The record is from RefSeq and is a predicted model, not a curated record.